Molecule: messenger RNA, 1164 nt
Organism: Megalobrama amblycephala (Wuchang bream)
Lineage: Eukaryota; Metazoa; Chordata; Actinopteri; Cypriniformes; Xenocyprididae
Product: ICOS ligand-like
Exons: 5
Coding region: 650-1150 (166 amino acids)
Biological process (GO): T cell costimulation; cell surface receptor signaling pathway; cellular response to lipopolysaccharide
Cellular component (GO): external side of plasma membrane
Source: RefSeq, a predicted model, not a curated record
UACAGACUGUCAGGAUGAAAACUGAUGAACUAGAAGAUUUUUGUGGAUUGAGCCCAAAUAUGAAAUAAACAGAAAAAACAAACAAGCAAUUUCUUGUAGAAAAAGUCAUCUGUUUGUUUAUCCAUUUUUGAAAACCAUUUGAAAGGCAAAUGGCAAAAAAAAAAAAAAAAAAAAAAAAAAAAAAAUCCCUGUAUUUUUCAGUUUUCUUUCCUUUUCUCUCUAGGUCAUGAAUGAGGAUGUUGUUGGAACUUCUGCUUUCCUGUUCUUCUCUUUCAGCCUCAAGUGACAAUGGAGAAUGAUUCUUGCUGAAUGGAGUAGAUGACUUCAGACAACACUUCACACCAGAUAGACGACAAGGAAAGGAGCUUGGGUACAUGGAGUACAGGUAAGUAGCAAGAGGAGUCCUUGAGGUAAACAUUUAGGUCCUUUGAUGCAAACAAGACCAGACAAUGUGACUGUGUGUGAGUGUGUCUUAAGUAGUGCUGGUGAUGAGUGUGCUGAUGAGGUGCAGGUGACGGUGAUUAGUAUUCCGGGGAUGGUGUGCGCUGUGAUUGGAGGGUGCUGGAGCCUGGCGUGUCUGUGACAAGGAGUUUAAGAAAGAAGCUUCAAUCUCAUAUUCAUUUGCUGUUUCAUCUUUGUAUUUGUGCUGAUGAUCAAAGUGUCUCUGCAGGUCACAGUAGAAGCUGUUAUUGGUGGUUCAGUUGUCCUGCCGUGUUCUUCCACUGAACAUGAUCAUAAACUCCAAGACAUUGAUGUGCAUUGGAGAGACAAUAAUGACAAAAUUGUAUAUAGUAUAAUUGAGGGUAAAGAUUCUCUAGCAGAACAGAACCCAAAGUACAAGAACAGAGCUGAAACUUUCCCUGAUGAGUAUCUGAGAGGAAACUUCUCCAUCAAACUCAAUAAUCUCACUUACACUGAUGCAAGAAAAUACAUCUGCUACAUCACACAAUCAUCUGAACAGAAGACUGUACAGCUGCUCAUUAACAAUUCAACAGCAGAAAAAGUAAUCAAAUCCACUGAACAUGAAAACCAUGGAAAAGAUAAAGGAGCAAACAGUGUAGAGACAUCAUGGCAUGGGAUUGUAUCACAUUGUAUCAGCUGUAUUAUUGUUUAUAGUGGUUAUAAUGUGUUUCUUCAUUAUUUACUAUAAAAAAAGGAAUUCAA